GUAACCCUCUGUUUUACUUCUGAGGGUCCAACCUCUUCAUGUCAUAGAUAAGAAAGUAUGUUUGGUCAAAGUCCUAAAGCUGUUGGUAGUAGAACUGUAACUGAAACUCAGAUCUUGUUUUCUGGCUGGUGCUCUUUGCAUUCUAUCAUAUAGAUUAGAAAAUAAUGGAACAUAAAAUGUUUCAGUUUUUAGUGGAUUUGUUUCAUAUCCCUCGCCAGUGUUGUCACCCUGAUAAUUAUAGGCUAUGUCAAAGCUCAGAUUUGAAAUUUAUAAGCCGGGUGUACUCGUUCAGCCCGUCUGGAAGGCCAUGGAGAAGAGGCUGGGAGUCAUGCCAAGUCCUGCUUCCUGGAUUUUAUCAGGAUAUUAUUGGCAGACAUCUGUGAGGUGGUUGAGAAGCCUGUACCUGUUUUAUACUUGCUUUUGCUUCAGUGCUCUGUGGUUGUCAACAGAUGCCAGCGAGAGCAGGUGCCCGCAGGGGAAGUCACAGUUUGGAGUUGGCCUGAGAUCUGGGGGAGACACUCACCUCCGGCUUCUUGAAGGAACGCCCUCUCUCCAGUCCUGCUGGACUGCCUGCUGCCAGGACUCCGCCUGCCAUGCCUUCUGGUGGCUAGAAGGGAUGUGCAUUCAGGCAGACUGUAGCAGGCCCCAGAGCUGCCGUGCUUUUAGGACAGACUCUGCCAACUCUGUGCUGGUGUUUCUUAGAAAGUUCCCAGCUGCAGACGUUUUGGGCUUUCCUCCUGAAGAUGGCGUACCACAUCUUCUGGGGUUAGGUUGGAGCAGGGCAUUUUGGAGGAGGCAGAGCCCAUCGAGCACUCCACUCAGACCUGCUGUGUCUUCCAGUGGGCAGAGGAGCAUAAUCAGGAAACUCCAGAAGAGAGGUAGUCCCCCCGAAGAAACACAUGCAGCGAUAGCCACAACACAGCAUUCUAAAGAGAACAACCCCAAGGAACUAGGGGACCUGACUACCAGUGGCUCUGCAGAGGUCCACAAGGCAGGUAAAACUUCCAGUCUCUUAACCACAGACCUGACUACAGAGAUGCCUGGUUGGCUAAAGAAUGUUUCAUUGCAACCUGAGAUAUUGGAGGAUCCUGGUCCUACGCCCAGCACUCAGCAAGUAAAAAGUUCUGGGGAAAUCCAGAUUGCUACCUCUCUGCCAGUGGCUCCUUCUUACAGCUAUUCUACUCCCACCCCCCAGGCCUCUUUCCACAGCACCCCAACACCACACCCAGUUAUAAAGGAACUGGUGGUGUCUGCUGGAGAGAGUGUCCAGAUGACCCUGCCUAAGAAUGAGGUUCAGUUAAAUGCAUUUGUUCUCCAAGAACCACAUGAAGGAGAAACCUACACCUACGACUGGCAGCUGAUUACUCAUCCUAAAGACUACAGUGGAGAGAUGGAAGGGAAACAUUCCCAGAUCCUCAAACUAUCCAAGCUGACUCCAGGACUGUAUGAAUUCAAAGUGAUUGUAGAGGGUCAAAAUGCCCAUGGGGAAGGCUAUGUGAACGUGACAGUCAAGCCAGAACCUCGUAAGAAUCAACCUCCCGUUGCUAUUGUGUCACCUCAGUUCCAAGAGAUUUCUCUGCCAACUACUUCUACGGUCAUUGAUGGCAGCCAAAGCACUGAUGAUGAUAAAAUCGUCCAGUACCACUGGGAGGAACUGAAGGGGCCUCUGAGAGAAGAAAAGAUUUCUGAAGACACAGCCAUAUUAAAACUAAGUAAGCUCGUCCCGGGAAACUACACUUUCAGCUUGACUGUGGUAGAUUCCGAUGGAGCUACCAACUCUACUACUGCAAGCUUGACCGUGAACAAAGCUGUGGAUUACCCUCCUGUCGCCAACGCAGGCCCCAACCAAGUGAUCACCCUGCCCCAAAACUCCAUCACCCUCUAUGGAAACCAGAGCACUGAUGAUCACGGCAUCACCAGCUAUGAGUGGUCACUCAGCCCAAGCAGCAAAGGGAAGGUGGUGGAGAUGCAGGGCGUUAGAACACCAACCCUGCAGCUCUCUGCAAUGCAAGAAGGAGACUACACUUAUGAACUCACAGUGACUGACACAAUAGGACAGCAGGCCACUGCUCAAGUGACUGUCAUUGUGCAGCCUGAAAACAACAAGCCUCCUCAAGCAGAUGCAGGCCCAGAUAAAGAGUUGAUCCUUCCUGUGGACAGCACAACCUUGGACGGCAGCAAAAGCUCAGAUGAUCAGAAAAUUAUCUCAUACCUCUGGGAAAAAACACAGGGACCUGCCGGGGUGCAGCUUGAGAAUGCGAACAGCAGUGUUGCCACUGUGACUGGGCUUCAAGUGGGAAUCUAUGUGUUCACGUUGACUGUCAAAGAUGAGAGGAACCUGCAAAGCCAGAGCUCCGUGAAUGUCAUUGUCAAAGAAGAAAUGAACAAACCACCUAUAGCCAAGAUAACUGGGACUGUGGUGAUUACCUUGCCCACAAACACAGCAGAGCUGGACGGUUCCAAGUCCUCAGAUGAUAAGGGAAUAGUCAGCUACCUCUGGACUCGGGAUGAGGGGAGCCCAGCUGCAGGCGAGGUAUUAAAUCACUCUGACCAUCACCCUAUCCUCUUCCUUUCCAACCUGGUUGAGGGAACCUACACAUUUCAUCUGAAAGUGACCGAUGCAAAGGGUGAGAGUGACACAGACCGGACGACUGUGGAGGUGAAACCUGAUCCCAGGAAAAACAACCUGGUGGAGCUCAUCCUGGAUGUCAACGUCAGUCAGCUAACUGAGAGGCUGAAGGGGAUGUUCAUCCGCCAGAUUGGGGUCCUCCUGGGGGUGCUGGAUUCCGACAUCAUUGUGCAAAAGAUUCAGCCCUACACGGAGCAGAGCACCAAGAUGGUUUUUUUCGUUCAAAACGAGCCUCCUCAUCAGAUCUUCAAAGGGCAUGAGGUGGCAGCGAUGCUCAAGAGUGAGCUGAGGAAACAGAAGGCCGACUUCCUGAUAUUCAGAGCCCUGGAAAUCAAUACUGUCACAUGUCAGUUGAACUGCUCUGACCAUGGCCACUGUGAUUCCUUCACCAAACGCUGUAUCUGUGACCCUUUUUGGAUGGAGAAUUUCAUCAAGGUACAGCUGAAGGACGGAGACAGCAACUGUGAGUGGAGCGUGUUGUAUGUUAUCAUUGCUACCUUUGUCCUUGUUGUUGCCCUGGGAAUCUUGUCCUGGAUGGUGAUCUGUUGCUGUAAGAGGCAGAAAGGAAAACCCAAGAGGAAAAGCAAAUACAAGAUCCUGGAUGCCACAGAUCAGGAAAGCCUGGAGCUGAAGCCAACGUCUCGAGCAGGCACCAAACAGAAAGGCCCGACGCUGAGCAGCAGCCUGAUGCCCUCCGAGUCGGAGCUGGACAGUGACGACGCCAUCUUCACGUGGCCAGACCGCGAGAAGGGCCGGCUCCUCCAUGGUCAGAAUGGCUCCGUGCCCAAUGGACAGACUCCGCUCAAGGCCAGGAGCCCACGGGAGGAGAUCCUAUAGCCUCCUGCCUCUCUCUGCGGGGCAGGGCCCAGCGCGCUGCCAGCUGCUCCUCCUACCUCCAGGUCUGCAGGCUGCCGCUCUCCGAGCAUCCGCCUGUCACUCCGCCCCAGCACUCCGGCCAGACUGCGGAGUCUCUAGUUCAGAGACAUUCUCCAGGGAGCCCUGAGCGAAGCUGUGAAUGAAGAGGUUUCCUCUUUACACCUGUCUAGUGGGCCCCAAAUAUCCUCACCUCAGGGCCUCCAUUUUUGCAAAUUCCUCCCCUGCAGCUCCCCUGCUGGCAAUGUCUUUGUGCCCAGGGCAGAGCCUGCUGUGCCACCCGCCCCUGCAAACACAUCUGGUAGAGGACAUCCUGUCCUCUCUAGGCCUGUAGGAAGUAGCAUCCCCACCCCAUACCACCAUGCUGGGACAGUAGUGCAGAAAUGACGUCGGCCCCCAUUAGCACCAGAGCCCCCUCCGUUUUGUCUGGCCCAAGAUUAGGGGAGGAUUAGCUGUUUCCGGGAUGGCUGCUAGGUACAGACCACCUCCCGACCUCCUCCUCUGGCCAGCACUUGCUGCUUCAGGGCUCAGGCCACCACUCCUGUCCCGGAGGAGACAGCCACAGAUGGACUGGGCAUGUGUGCGACCACCUGCCCUGGUCCUCUCUGUCCCUUGCAUGUGUGCGUGUCCGAGCGAGCACGUGCAAGCGUGUGUGUGGCAGGUCCUCGCAGGGCUCUGAGCUGCUCACUAGGCAGCCUGGACUCAGAAAACCUCUCAGCCCCUUGGAAGGGAGACUUCCUGGGUCCCUUUGGCCCUGCUCCUUAGCCUUGGUAUCUGGGUGCAGAGGAAUGGGAACUUUGGGGGCAUGACUUUUAAAAAAGAUACUGUUUCUACUACUGCACUACUGUCUGUUGUGAGAUGAUUAAACACACUAUUUAAUUGUG
Molecule: messenger RNA, 4386 nt
Organism: Otolemur garnettii (small-eared galago)
Lineage: Eukaryota; Metazoa; Chordata; Mammalia; Primates; Galagidae
Product: KIAA0319 like
Exons: 21
Coding region: 245-3466 (1073 amino acids)
Cellular component (GO): plasma membrane; cytoplasmic vesicle
Source: RefSeq, a predicted model, not a curated record